Paramecium tetraurelia is the source of this 1110-nucleotide messenger RNA. RefSeq lists its product as uncharacterized. The record is from RefSeq and is a predicted model, not a curated record. Gene Ontology annotation, biological process: dephosphorylation. NCBI's taxonomy places the organism in Eukaryota, Ciliophora, Oligohymenophorea, Peniculida, Parameciidae. Gene Ontology annotation, molecular function: phosphatase activity. The transcript has a single exon.
AUGCUUAGAAUCAUUUUGGCAUUCUCCAUAAUAUUUUAGUCUCUCUGCACAAAAUCAAUCCUCAUCCUAAGACAUGGAGCUCGAGAUCCCCAAGUUUGGACUGAAUUCGAUCAACUCUAUCUGUGGACUAAUCCCAUUAAAAUCUUAACUCAGAAAGGAGUCGAUUAAUUGAUAGAGGUUGGCACUUAAUAAUAAAGAUAAUCAAUUUUUGACUCUUAAGGCAAUUGCAUUUAUGAGAUGUUAGAGAUUCAAUCAUCAAAAACAGCUAGGUGUACUUCUUCCACUGUUUGUUUCAUAAUUGGAUUGUGUCCUAAAAACUACAAAGAAAUUCUACAUAGAUUUUUUAGCGAAUAUUACUCAAACAGGGUCUUGAGUUAAAAGAAGUUUUAAAAAAUUUUAGAAUCUGAUUUCUCGGAUCCCUUGUCUCUCGAUUACGAUAUAUUUGAUACCACAGGAGAUUUCAUGUUCCAAGGUCAUAAAACAAAACAGUGUCCCAAUUUAAAACCAAUUAAUAGCAAUGUUCAAAAUAGCAAACAAUACAAAAACAAAGAAAAAGAAUUUAAACAAAUGGAUUAACUAAACGGAGUGUAUGAAAUUAUGGUAAAAGCCUAUCCUAGUAAAACUAUUGAUAAAAGUGCACUUACCUUAACUGAUGUUGAUGAUAUUUAUGAUGAUACAUUUUGCAAUUAAUUUGAAGGAUUCCUCUUUCCCAAUCCCUCAUUGUCUACCUAUAAUUACAUGGGAGAUGUUGUUAAGUUCCUCAAAUACUUUGGACAAAAUUCAGAGAUGUUUCAGCAUUAAGCCUCUCUUACAGAGCCAUUUAAAUGGAUCAUUUCAUAAUUUUACUCUCAAGAAUAGUUUAGUGUCUAUAUUGGUACUGAAUCCAACUAAUUUGCUAUGCUUUCAGUUUUAGUUGACGAGCAGUAUCUAACACCAUUUGCCUCAGAAUUGGAAUUUAUUAUAAAAGGGAAUAUGGUUUAUAUCUACUUCAACAAAGUCUAACUGAAAACCAAAAUGUGUGAAAGUGGUUAUUACUGCACCAUUGAUUAGGUUGUUCAAUUCAUGCAUUAAUACAUUGUUCAGGACGUUAGAUAACUAUGUGGACUUUGA